This is a messenger RNA of Amoebophrya sp. A120, 1752 nucleotides long. Lineage: Eukaryota; Dinophyceae; Syndiniales; Amoebophryaceae. The record is from the annotation of a GenBank genome assembly.
UCGGUUUUAUUUCACACUAUUCCUUGUUCGGCGUUUCGUUCUUGGCCGCUUAUUAUUUCAUUUCGGUAACAAUUAUGAUACACCUAGAGUCGCAAAGCCAAAGUCGGAACAAAGGCAAAGUCAUCGUCCACUUCAUCGCGUGCUAAAGCAUUUUCUCGUACAACCUUUAGACAUUUCGUGCUUAAGAUAAAAACGUCCACUUCCGUCCGACUUACGUCUAAGUCUGCAAGGUACUUUCAUCAUCAGUUUCGGUCACAAUCUAGCUUGAAUGACGUGCCCACUGAGAAACUACACCAGGUUAAGCAGUUGUACACUCCUCUUCAUUAUUCACUCCCUUUACGAGAAAUAAUCCAUGCAGUUUCAUCUGCGUUAGUGACCUAUGGACGACUCGCAGGGACCACCGUAGCAGCAGCAGCAGGUGUUGCACGUCCCUCCGUAGCUUCGAUUUUUAAGGGACGGAAAUAAUAUUGCUAAAGCACUUAAUUUCCACAUACACGGCUGCUAGUUAACUGAUCGAAUCGCCACCGAAACAUGAUGCAGCGGGCCGCUUGGCUAGUCCUGUCGGCGGUGCUGAGACAGGAGAUUUGGUAUCAAAUGCAAAUGUGUCUGGGCGGGGACACUUGUGAUGCAAGCCAGAGAUGAAUAAUGCGUGCACUGUACCAGCACGUGGCCAAGCAUGGCAAGUUUUUGAGGUGCUAUGUGUUGCGUAUUUUGCAUGUUGGCAGACUACGGUUUUAUACCCUCGACAAGACGAUUUUUUUGCACCUACGCACGACAGAGUCCUGAGUGGUGUAUAAAGACAGGGAAGAUGACCACGAGUCUUGGAAUCCACCUCCAGACAACCAGACAUAUUGGCAAUGCAUACUGGGCCUGAGGACGCGGUUCUUCUUGUUUCUGCUCAAGACACAACUACUACGACCACUACUACGACCACUAGUACGACUACUACCACUAGUACGACGACCAGCACUACCACGACAACUACUUGCGAUGGUGCAUGCCCGAGUACGACUACUACGACCACUACUACGACGACUGGCGAUGCGUCGAGCGCCACGUAUCCUGGGUGUUUCACACGGUCCUACUUUUUUUUAUGGAUCUCCGCUGUUCAUCUGCCCUUGCAUAGUACACGAAGGUGGAGACAAAUAAACUCCAGCUGGAUAUAGAAAGCAAGUGUGCAGCCGGUAGGCCUGUAGCAAGGACGAAUCUACUUAAAUUCGGCAGGCCUGCUCGGAAAAGGCAAGGUCAAGGUUGUCAAGCAAGCCUGUGCGCGACAAAAAGCGCAGCGCGUUGUUCUAGGCAAAAAAAAGGAAGUGACAUAUUGCUAGAGCGGAAGCUGUUUUGUAAAGCGGGACCAGUAGUGUUACACUUCCAUACUCUCGUCUCCACCACGACCACGACUGAGCAAGAAGAUUGGACGACUGUGUACGUGGUCGUCGCGCUCUUCAUCCUAUCAACUGUAAAAAUGUCUGGGUCUGGAAAAAUUCAUGUUUGUCAUGCUUGUCUGGCAUGACUCUUAAAUCUGUCAUGCACGUUACCCAAGAGCCCCGUUUUUCUGUGAUGCAAAAGCGCAGUUUGUCAUGCAGAAUAGGCAACACCUGGGAGCUGAGAAACUUCUCAUGCUGAGUCAGCAUUUGCACCCUAGCAUGAGACGCCACCCAGCAUCACAAGUUCCCAGACCCAGACAUUUUUACUUUUGAUACAUCCUCAUCCUGUUCGGAUUGGCGUUUUAUUACCUGAACUACCGGGCCG